Messenger RNA from Xenia sp. Carnegie-2017, 1626 nucleotides. RefSeq lists its product as uncharacterized. Gene Ontology annotation, cellular component: membrane. The record is from RefSeq and is a predicted model, not a curated record. Lineage: Eukaryota; Metazoa; Cnidaria; Anthozoa; Malacalcyonacea; Xeniidae. Bases 392 to 1126 code for a protein of 244 amino acids. The transcript has 5 exons.
CUAUUAUUUGUGGUGCAAUUUCGGCCAGUAAACUGUCUGGAAGAGCCGCAGCGAAUACUGGUCUAUGGCCGAAACAAACACGCACUUUUUAAAACGGAUUUGCGUCAUUCAACGGAUUUGAGAAUUUCACAGCACGUUCUUGAAAACAUUUACAUAGAAAAAGUUCCCCAUGGACAAUGUGAUUGGUAAAAUUCAAUUUGGGGUAAUUUUCACAACCAAUGGCAAUGCAGUAAAGGUAUUUAAAUAUUAAAAUCACACGUCUUAAAAUAUUUUGAGCUGCGCUUUCUCCGCUACAGAGUUAAGACCACUUGCAUUGAGGAAGUUCGAAGAAAAUCUAAAGGUUUUUGUUGCUUAUUCAUCGUUUCUACCAAAACCUAAAUCAUUGGCGAAAAUGGUGAUGACAAGAAGUACUGCGAUUGGAUCCAUUGUGACAGGAUCGAUUAUGCUUGGUUUUGCUAUCAUUGCUAUUAUUUGUGGUGCGAUUUCGGCCAGUAAACUGUCCGGAAGAGCCGCAGCGAACGCUGGCCUAUGGUCGCUUUGCUUUGUCGUGCCUGGAGUCUUGAGUAUUUUGGCGGGAGUUAAGAAAAAUAGCCUUGUGAUGGCGUUUGCCCUUUUCUUCAACAUCAUCGCCGUUAUUGUUUCCAGUGUAGCAAGUGUUAUUCUGAUAAUAAUAGUAGUCCUUAUGAACGAAGUGAGGUCAUCCGGACAUUAUAGUUGCAGCGACCAGGGUGAUCAGUGUUAUUGUACAUCAACAUCUAUCUACUCUGAUUAUAAUUCAGUAAGAUGGAACAUGAAGUGCGAAGAUAUUGACACGGUUUACUCUGUUUUUGUUGCUGUUCUUGUCGUCUACAUCAUUCUCACUAUUGUUACAUUCACUGCGUCCAUAUUUGGAUGUAUGGGAACAUGCUGCGCACCACGUGAUCCUGUCGUGGUCAUGACCACUGGUGUACCCGUUCAUAACGCAGGCGCCGUAGUCGUGACGUCCAACCAAUCUUCAAUCCAACAAGGUUAUGCCCAUGGCUAUGUCGCGCAGCCAAUGCCGUCCCAGGCCCCAGUGUAUGGUUAUGGCGAUCAAACUCCUCCAUUCUAUACUACGUAUGAGAACAAGGUGCUCUUGGCGAAUUAAGAAAUCCAUUCAGUUAAUCAGUAUUUUGCUACUCCUUUUUCAUGCUUGAUGUUUACGUUUAAUUAGUAAUUAAUAAUCAUUUUAAAGUUCAAACUAAUCAAUUUACCCCAGAUGGCUUUGUCUGAACUACUUGUUAGUUAAAAUAGUCUACUACAAGAGAGCUGACAGGUGAUUUGUGAAUAGUCUAUCAAUUUAACUACAAAACACGUCGCUCAAACUUAAAUACGUUUACGUAAAAUACGUAGAAAUAGUGUCAUAAUGUAGCACGAAAAGCUUGUUUUAAAGUCGCAAUAACACUUCUUGUAAGUUCUCUUUGAACUGGAAUAACUUGCUCUUUCUCUUUGUUUUUCUUUUCUUAUUUUACUUUCCCGAGUGUAGGAAGCUGUUUUCAAGGAAGUUGGAAAGUAUCACUUACAAUCACUGAUAUGUAUAUUUCACUGGAUAACGCAUCAUGUAUAAAAUAUAGUAAGAUAAUUGAAGUAUACUUUUGUAUUACAAAA